CCAUCUUUUGACUCAGCAAGAAGCAUUAAAUAGGCCAACUCAUCAUAACAUUUAUCGUCAAGUCACAAACAGAAAUCUUGAGGAUUAUCGUUCCAAGAUGGAACAUCAAAUGCAUACAAAGUACAACAUUCAAGAACAUAAUUAUAAAAUUAAUGACUUG
Dentiscutata heterogama is the source of this 160-nucleotide messenger RNA. Lineage: Eukaryota; Fungi; Glomeromycota; Glomeromycetes; Diversisporales; Gigasporaceae. The record is from the annotation of a GenBank genome assembly.